UGGGCUGAAGAUUUUGAAUUUGUGAUAGGUACAGUGUUUCAAGGACUUCCUUUUUUCUACCAAAUUGACUUUGAGCAUCCAUGAUGGCUUCUUCUUUUAUAAAUUGAAGAGAAAACCAAACCAAAAGAUUACAGAGAGAGGGGGGACACACAGCUGAAACAGAUAAACAUCAAGAUGGGUUCCCAAAAACACGUCGUUCUUUUGUUAUCAGUGCUUUUGAUUCUCAAUUCCCUUCUCUUUUCCGGUGCCGAUGAAGAUCACUAUUACGAAUUUAUUUUGCAAGAAACAGAGAUUACGAAGCUAUACAGCACAAAAACCAUAUUGACAGUGAACGGCAGUUUUCCAGGGCCUGAGAUUCGGGUUCGAAGAGGCGACACUGUUUAUGUCAAUGUCCUCAAUCAAGGAAGAUCUGCUGUUUCCUUUGAUUGGCAAGGGUUUGAGGAUCCGGUUGAUGGUUCAAACGAGUUGAUCCAGCCUGGUAAAAACUUCACUUACGAGAUCGAAUUAGACGAUGAAAUCGGAACUUUAUGGUGGCAUGCAAGGAGUGCUUGGGCUAAAGCUACCGUCCAUGGCGCCUUUGUCAUUUUACCGGCGGCCGAUGAAGAGUAUCCUUUCCCUACACCUACGUCAGAUCAAAUCAUUAUAUUCGGAGAAUGGUUUAAACAAGAGUUAACGGAAGCUAAUGAAACCAUUGCUGCUGGCCAAGCAGACGGUUACACAAUCAAUGGCCAUCUUGGAGAAACAUAUGGAUGCAGUAACGAUACAACAUAUCUGCUAGAAGUGGCUUACGAGGGUCUUUACCUUCUUCGUUUAAUAAAUGCCGUUGCCAACGAAACAAUGGUGUUCGCCAUCGCGCAGCACAGUUUCACGACCGUCGGACAAAACGCGACAUAUUCCCAACGCUCUUUCUCAACUUCUCUUACGUUAGCACCGGGCCAGACGCUCGACGUUUUGCUCAGCGCAAACCAAAAUGUCGGCCAGUAUUACAUCACUGCUCAACCUUCCUCUGGCAGGCAUAAUACCACCGGAGUUAUACAGUAUCUCACCAGCACUGGUGUUUAAUUUAGUUACUUGGUUUUUGGGAUUCCAUUGUUAUAGUUUGUUUAUGAAAUAAGACAUUCAGUAGGGCAGACCACUAUAUAUAUAUAUAUAAUAAUUUCGAUGCCCUUUCAACAAUCCUGCUGGUGGAAAAAAUUUGUGUUUUUCCAUUAAAAGGUUGUUCGUUGGUUGUAACAUAUGUAUUUGUUCUUUGAAUGAUUAAUGUCUUAUAUUGCAUUCUUUA
Messenger RNA from Gossypium raimondii (Peruvian cotton), 1282 nucleotides. Its product is annotated as laccase-14. Lineage: Eukaryota; Viridiplantae; Streptophyta; Magnoliopsida; Malvales; Malvaceae. The record is from RefSeq and is a predicted model, not a curated record. The transcript has 5 exons. Gene Ontology annotation, molecular function: oxidoreductase activity; copper ion binding. The coding region runs from base 175 to 1062 and encodes 295 amino acids.